Molecule: messenger RNA, 2643 nt
Organism: Onychostruthus taczanowskii (white-rumped snowfinch)
Lineage: Eukaryota; Metazoa; Chordata; Aves; Passeriformes; Passeridae
Gene: SCN2B
Product: sodium voltage-gated channel beta subunit 2
Exons: 4
Coding region: 146-793 (215 amino acids)
Cellular component (GO): membrane
Source: RefSeq, a predicted model, not a curated record
CAGCCAUAUUGGGCUGUGGGGAGCGAGCGGCUCUAAUGUUCUAUGUCACCUGCAAAUAACCCGGGCAGGGCUCGAAAAAGCACCUCCACCACCUCCACAAUCCACACCAACACCACGUCCUCUCCACACACAAAAGUCCGUCAAAAUGAGCCCGGAAGCCUGGCUCCCGCAGCCCACCUUGUUCCUCACUGGCCUCACCUUGCUGCUCUCGCUGGCGCCCCCGAGACUGGGCAUGGAGGUCAUGGCCCCUGCCAUCAUCAAUGCCCUGAAUGGCUCCUCUGUGAAGCUCUCCUGCACCUUCAACUCCUGCUACAAGGUGGAGAACAAGCAGUUUUCCCUCAACUGGACGUACCAGGAGUGCAGUAACUGCUCGGAGGAGCUGUUCCUGCAGUUCCGCACCAAGAUCAUGAACAAGCAGCUGGACCGCUUCGGGAACCGCGUGGAGUUCACCGGCAACCCCGCCAAGUACGACGUGUCCUUCACCCUCAAAAACGUGCAGCUGGAGGACGAGGGCACCUACAACUGCUACGUGCUGAACCCCCCGGACCGGCACCGGGGCCACGGCAAGAUCAGCCUGAAGGUGCUCACCAAAGAGCCCCCGAAGCACGACUCGACGGUCGCCGUGAUCGUGGGCGCCUCGGUGGGCGGCUUCCUGGCCGUGGUGAUCCUGGUGCUGAUGGUGGUGAAAUGCGUGCGCCGGAAAAAGCAGCAGAGGCUCAACACGGACGACCAGAAGACAGAGGAGGAAGGGAAGACGGACGGCGAAGGCAACCCGGAUGAGGGCACCAAGUAAAGGCCCCCUGCCCGCCCCUCCCUCCUGUCCCCUGUACAGUGUGCCCCUCUUGAUGUGCUUCCCAGAGCAAGGAUUUCUGUCUCCCCAGAGCAUCCCUCCUUCCAUGCAAACACCCAACCCAGCCUGGAGCAGGGCGCAGAGAGAAGGUCCCUGGAGCCUGGCUGUGCUGGGCAGGGCUGGGGAGGGGGGCUGAAGCCCCUGAGGCUGAGCUGGGACCAGCCUGUCCCCUGCUCUGAGUGCCAGCGUUGUGAGGAGGUGCUGGGGACGGGCUGGGGGUGGGUGAGGGGGGGCCCUGUGCAGCCCCCACACAUGGAGGGCCUGGAGCAGGGGGUGCCAGGAGGGACAGAGGGGUCUGGCCAGCCCCGUGCCCCAUUGUCUGCUCUCUGUCCCAGUGGAAAAUGUGAGCAGGGGCCAGCAGUCUGCCCUUGGGGUCAGGACUUAUCCCCAGGUGCUCCUGCUGUGCCUGAGCCACUGGCACUGGUGUUCCCAUCAUGUUCCCAUCCCGAGGGAUCCUGAGAGCUGCCAGUCUCCUCCUUGCAAGCUCGUGCUCCUCAGGGACUGUCCCGGGCUGCUCAGGAGUCAAGGCCAUGAGCCCACCCAGUGUCUUGGAGCUUUGCAGUGUUUUGGAACCAUUAACAGCCCUUGGUGUGUGAGGGACUGACCCUUCUGCCUCUCGGGCUGGUUUGGGGUCUGAGCAUCUCAGCCCAAGAUGCUGGGCUGACCUUUUUGUGCUCAUUUCCUUCUUGGGAAGGGUGAUUGUGGUGGAAAAUGUCCUGCUGAUGUCAAACUGGGGUGGUGGGGAGUGCUGGGGUGAGGCUGCUCGGGACAAGGAGCUGUUGAAAGGGAGAGGAGCUUUUGGGCACUUGCUGGGAAGGACUGGGCACAAGAGCAGGCCCAGAGUUAGGACAGCUCUGUCACCCUGGAGCGAUGCUGAGACUGCCUCCUGCAGCCUCCCUGCAGAGCACUGCACACUGUAACUGCCAUGGCAAUGCACUGCCAGCGUGCCCAGCCCCCUGUGCCACCUGCCUCACCUGGCAGGUGAGCUGUGCUGGCUGCAGCACCGGGGCUUCAAGCAGGGAAUGACCCAGGGCAGUGUCCCCUGUGGCACCAGGCCUGAACUUUUCUCUUCCCGUGGCUGCCAGGAGGGGGACAGUGCCCGGAGCCACAGGGGACACUGCCCAGGGACAGGUGAUGGAGGUCCUGUCACCCACGAGCAGCACUGCCAGGGGAGAAGGGACACCUUUGCCACGUCCCUGUGUAGGUGCCACCGUGGCACUGCCAUCAGGCCCCAGGGAUGGCGGGACAGCUGUGCCCUCCCCGCUCUGCCCCAUCGCUUUCCACCCCGGCCCCACGUGCCCCGUCCAUCCCACUCGACCCCGCUGGGCUCCACGCUGCUCCCCUCCCAUCCGCAGCAGGAAUGUGCCGUGUCCCACGCCUGCCUCCCUUCCCUGGGCCCCGCUGCCCCGGGAGGGCCGGGCUGUCCCCACCCCGCACAGUGCCAGCGGUGCCGCAGGGCUCCGCGCCACUUUCCGCCAGCACCGGGCUGUCCCCGGCUCCUGGUGGGCUGAGCCAGCACCUCGGGGGCACGGAGGCCUCCGAGUGUUGCACACCACCAGUCUUGCAUCUGCCUUUCAUUUCUUCUCGUGCACUAUCCUUGGAUUGCAACUUGCCAAUGCAUCUGUCUGUACGUGGCUGUGCCCAGCAGAGCUGACAAAUCCAGAUCUGUUCACACGGGAGGGGCUGCUCUGCCUCUGCGCCUUCCCCGGGCUUCUCUGGCCGAGCACCCUGCCGAGCGUGGGAUGUUUUUAUUGCUCUUUGUACAGUCAAACAAACAAAAGAACAACAAAACA